GUGACAGAUUCUGUCACGCGCUGUGCUCUCCUCUUGCCGUCAUCACCUCAUCUUCCAACUGGAAAAACUCUCUUUUUCUUUUCUUCUUUGCCCACGAUGACGACCCCCAUUCGCAAGAAACGCAACUUCAAGUCACUUCAGUUGGCGACGCCGAGCACCCCAGUAUCGCCAGCGACGACGGAGCCAGAGCCCGUUCUCAAUCCUGUGCCUACACGACAAGCCCCAGUCGCUGGCGGGGGCAAACGGCGACCACCGCCAAUGACACUGAAGGCCCCCAAGAUACCGACAACCACAGCUACGCCUGUAGAUGGCGACAACACACUCUUGACCGUGUCCAACGGUUCCAGUUCCGCUCCGACUACAGCUUCGCCGAUGGCUUCGACACGACGCUCAACCUAUGCCACACUUUCAAAUACCCUAGCAAACCUGGAUAUGAACGCUGAAAUCAAGUUUGAUUUGCGGAACGAAGAUCUGAAAGAUCUCCAAGAGCUUGGUCAGGGCAAUGGCGGGAGCGUGAAGAAGGUUGAACAUGUCCCUACCAGCACUAUCAUGGCAAAGAAGAUUGUAUUGAUUGACGCCAAGCCGUCUGUACGAAAACAGAUCCUCCGGGAGCUACAGAUCAUGCACAACUGCAAUUCUAAGUUCAUCAUAUCGUUCUAUGGCGCUUUCCUUGCGGACCCUAAUAUUUGUAUUUGUAUGGAAUUUAUGGACAAGGGUUCGCUCGAUGGGAUUUACAAGAAGAUUGGCGCCAUCGAUAUCGACAUAGUGGGCAAGGUCGCGCUGGCUGUUCUUGAAGGUCUUACGUAUCUAUACGAUGUCCACCGAAUCAUACAUCGGGAUAUCAAACCGUCUAACAUCCUUUGCAACUCUCGAGGUGACAUCAAAAUAUGUGACUUUGGUGUUUCUGGGGAACUCAUCAAUUCGAUUGCGGACACAUUUGUCGGCACAUCCACGUAUAUGAGCCCCGAGCGUAUCCAAGGAGCACAGUAUACAGUCAAAUCCGACGUGUGGUCGCUUGGUAUAUCUCUCAUCGAGUUGGCCUUAGGGCGCUUUCCAUUCUCCGAAUCAGAAUCAGACGAUUCGGACCUGUCCGAUUUCGAAAGCACUCUGUCGCCGGCCCGACCUGGCUCAAUGGGAUCAAUUGCUGCAUUGUCCCUACCCAAAUCGCGUAAAGACAAGGCAAAGAAGGAUAAAAGAAAGAGCAAGGGUGUUAGUCUGCAGGGAGGAGGUAUGACGAUGAGCAUUUUGGAGCUGCUGCAACACAUCGUCAACGAGCCAGCGCCGCGAUUGACGCCGGAAGGGAGGUUCCCCCCAGAAGCCGAAAGCUUCGUGGACAGCUGUUUAUUGAAGGAUCCGGAUAUGAGGAGGACACCGAAAGAUCUACUCACACAUGAGUGGAUCAAGCAAGCGAGAUCUUCCAAAGUCGAUUUGGAGGGAUGGGCGAGCACCUUUUGAAAAGACUCGUCAACGUGCAGCGGUCGAUCUUCCCAUUGAUUUAUUUCAGCCAAUAUUGUAUAUUUUCUCUACCCGCCGUGCAUCCCGAUCUUCAUUUUUACUCCCGCCGUGUUUAGCCAUUGCUUUCCCAGAUCUUUAAUACGCCUUUCUUCGCUUGUUCAGCCUGCUGGCAGCUGCUGCGGGGUUUCCUUGAUCCACCAAAGUGAUGGAUUGUUCGUCCCUCUAUUUCCCUGUUUCUAUCACGCGCGUCGCCACGGUUUCCUAUUAGCAAGCUGAUUUUGUAUUACUACUACAAUUACUGGGGAUAUAUCAAUAGCAGUGAAUGAGGCUCAGAUUGCUUCUAAAGUUUAUAUCCUCUCGGCGUUUAUUUUACCUCGUCAAUUUUACCGGCAAUCAAAGUGCCAUGCUGAGUCAUUAGGAUCGGAACGGAAUCGGUUCCGUGAGGGUCCG
Messenger RNA from Desarmillaria tabescens, 1905 nucleotides. RefSeq names its product ste7-like protein. The record is from RefSeq and is a predicted model, not a curated record. Bases 97 to 1455 code for a protein of 452 amino acids. Gene Ontology annotation, molecular function: protein kinase activity; ATP binding. Lineage: Eukaryota; Fungi; Basidiomycota; Agaricomycetes; Agaricales; Physalacriaceae. Gene Ontology annotation, biological process: protein phosphorylation. The transcript is spliced from 5 exons.